UAUGCGUGCGCGCGUGAGUGAGUCCGUGUACUAAAAAUAAAUUCUCGGAAUUGUAGAAGGAAGCAGGCAGGAUGCAAGAGGAACUUAUCUUGACGUGAUUAUAACGUACACUGGAAACUGUUUAUUUGAGCCGGCUGACGGGCGGUCAGUGGUCGAAGGUCCUCAAAGACAAUAGAACAGAAACUAACUACGAGCGGUUCCGUAGGGUCGAAUCUCGAGAGAAACACAGUUAUUACUGAUAGCUAAUCAUGGGUGAUUGGCAAAAUCCUCAUCAAGCGGGAUGGAAUUCUGGCGUACAAGGGAUGAACAUGCCACCUACAGUACCCCUCAUGACGCCCCCGCAACCCGGAAUACCUCUCAUGCAACAAGGGAUGCAACCUGGUGUUCCAAUGCAACCUGGGCUUCCGGUACAACCUGGUGCUGUAGUGCAAGUUCCUCCAGGUGGUUGGCCGAUGCCAAACAGCAGUUGUCCAUCCGGCUUGGAGUACCUUAUGGCCCUUGAUCGUUUGAUGGUGGAUCAACAGGUUGAGUUACUCGAAGCUUUCACCGGGUGGGAAACGGCAAAUAAGUACGUGGUCAAAGAUCCUAGAGGACAAGUUGUGUAUUACGUAGCAGAAGAGUCACACUUUUGUGGUAGAAUGUGCUGCGGCAAAUACCGACCCUUCAAUAUGCGGAUUGUCGACGUUACGAUGAAGGAAGUUAUCAGCCUUCACCGCCCCCUGCAGUGCUCUAGCUGCUGUUUCCCGUGCUGUUUGCAGGAAAUGGAGGUAUGUUCUAACGGUGUUCAAAUUGGCUCCAUUGCACAAAACUGGAAUCCCAUCCGCCCUUCUUUCUCGAUCUGCGACGCCAGUGGAGAUAGCGUUCUAAGCAUCAAAGGCCCCAUAUGCAUGUGCUCCUGUUUUGACAUUGACUUUGACGUACUUUCAGUUGAUGGUGAGCACAAAGUUGGCCGAAUUUCUAAAAAGUGGUCUGGAUUUGCACGAGAAGUAUUCACGGACUCGGAUAUGUUUGGGAUCAGUUUCCCUGGCGAUCUGGAUGUCAAAAUAAAGGCAGUUCUUCUUGGUGCAUGUUUCCUGAUUGAUUUCAUGUACUUUGAAGGUAAAAGUAAGGCUGGUCAAUUGGGCUAGAAGUUACGAAUUACUGCUGCGAUAAUUUAUGUAAAGAGGAGAAAAAAAAAUGGCGGAGAAAUUUGAAUCUGAAAAUUAUUAUAUCUGCUGUCUACGGCUGCGGCUUUUACUAUGUACACGCACUGAA
This is a messenger RNA of Diprion similis, 1254 nucleotides long. RefSeq names its product phospholipid scramblase 1. The transcript has 7 exons. NCBI's taxonomy places the organism in Eukaryota, Metazoa, Arthropoda, Insecta, Hymenoptera, Diprionidae. Gene Ontology annotation, molecular function: phospholipid scramblase activity. Bases 249 to 1127 code for a protein of 292 amino acids. The record is from RefSeq and is a predicted model, not a curated record. Gene Ontology annotation, cellular component: plasma membrane. Gene Ontology annotation, biological process: plasma membrane phospholipid scrambling.